CAUAAUAAAUAAUACAUAAGAGGAAAAAAAAGCAAGUUUAUAAGUUAAAAGUAAAAUAUUGAUCAGUGAUACUGCAGCUUGUGAAAACGUACGUACAUUUGUAAGUUUAGCUGGUUUCUUUUGGCUGUCGAGGGGAAAUAAUUGUUGUAAAUCAACUUUAGUAAAUUUCCUCCGAUGAUAACAAAGUGUUUUUUGUUUUGUUUUGUUUUUUUGUUUGGACUUAUUUACGUCAAACCAAACAGCACACGUUCAAAACAUCAGACAACAUCCAGGAAGUGCGAUCAACAGCAAAAAAACACUGAUAUGAAUAUUUUACAGCAAAAUCCACUUUAACAAAAAGCUCAUCUGUCAUCAGGAGACUUUUAAAUGACUUUAAGUAGAGGCACCGCCUUCCCUUCCCUCCUGGGCUCCUAUUGGCUGUUCAGACGCUCUGUCUGCCGUCAGCCAAUAGCAGCCGAGUAGCUGCCAUUCUCGGCUCCUAUUGGCCGACAGCAGAAUAAAGCCAGUGGUUCGUGUUGAAGCUGUGAACUCUUGAUAAGUCAGAUGUCCGACACGCGCAGUGAACCUGAAACUCACGCAAUGACUUUCCCUCUGUUGUGAUUUUUAUUUUUUAUUCCGCAAAUUAAAAUAUUUACUUUCUCCGACUUUCUGUCCGCUCUUUGAACCCAACAUGCGGCUGAGUCUCUGGUGCGUUUGGACGAGCUGGAUUUUAACUCUUCACACCGCAGCUCAGCAUCCUCCUGCCCGGGAGGAGGGAGGGGUGCAGCGCCGGGACAGGGACCGGGAAGGCGUGCGGACCGGGCUGCGGAGGCAGAGCGCCGGCAGACCCGCGCCGCUGCGGCUGGACGCCGGGGGAGCCGGGGAGAAGCCCGGCGGCAGGAGAGCAGCUCUGACCGGUCCUCGUGUCUGCGGCGGUCGCUGUUGUGUCGGGUGGAGUUUAGCGCCCAAAACCAGACGAUGCACCAAACCCAGGUGUCUCCCUCGUUGCCAUAACGACGCGUUGUGCCGGCAGUCUAACCGCUGUGUGUGUCGUCAAGGUUUCCACGGUUACCGCUGUGAGUUUUCCACGGCGGCGUUUUCUCCGGCCGGGGCGUCGCUGACCUCCAUCCGUCCCGGAUCCUCUGCCCACGUCGGACCCCCCACCGGCCCCCCAGAUCCAGCCGGCGCUAUCAGGAGGAGCAAAGUCCUUACAGCUCGCUCUGGUCCCGCGGCCACGCUAACACCACCUGCCUCCACCAGACCUGCCACAGUAACGAAGACCAGCAGCAAACCAGACCUGAAUCCACCUUCUACUCCAGCUGAAACCCACAGCAAAGAGGAGGAUGCCAAGAUCCCAGACCCUGGUCCUGCUAAGUCUGGAAAUGUCGGUGUUUCCAAGGUGCUUCUAAUCCAGGAGGAGAACCAAGCCUCCCCAAGAAGUCCGCAGGUGGGACGGAGAGCCGUGAGGACGGAAACGCCGCAGUUUAACCACCCCCGGCCAGGAGACGCCGAGGGGGGGCCGGAGACCACAGCCAGCCUUACAGGGUUUAAAACGGAAGAAGCUCCAGGGUCUGAGACUAAAAACCCAAAUCUGGAGUCGCUAGACUUAAAAGGAAGCUGUGAGACUGAAGAUAAACGCUUAAUCCGACCGUCUGAAAUCCCAGAUCCGGAGUCGAACUCGAGGCCUGAAGGGGAGGACGGACUAAGUGUGGAGUCCGAUCCAGAGCCGAGGGGAGAGAAGAGUGUGGAUGCUGGCGUGACGGGAGAGGAGGAGGAGGAGGAGGAGGAGGAGGUGAAGACCGGAGGAGCACGGAAGCAGUCGCUCAGUCUGAGGGAGGCCCAGGCGGUGCUGCUGAGGAAGACUCUGUCACGGGGGGGAAGAGGAGACAAGAUGGCCGCCCUGCUGAUGAAGCACAUUGAAAAGGAGAGGAAGAAACUUCUCACUUCCUCCUCUUCUAACUCCUCAUCAACAUCAUCAUCCUCAGUAAAAACCAGCGUGAAGACUUUCCACACUCAGAAGGGCCAGUACACCGUCCACGUCACUGCACCCACAGCUGAUGGACAGACAGCCACAGGAGGAGGAGGAGGAGGAGGAGGAGGAGGAAUGGAGAGGAUCCAGGUGAUGUUCACACCGACCAUCUGCAAGGUGCGCUGCAGCCAGGAGCGAUGUGUCAACUACUGCGAGCGAGGCAACGUGACCACGCUGUACAGCAGCAGUGAGGGGGGAGGAGGAGGAGGAGGAGGAGCAGGAGGAGGAAGGAGAGACAGCUCCCAUGGACCAGGCUUCAGAGUCUUCCUCUGUCCUCUGCUCUGUAAGAACGGAGGCGUCUGCCUGCAGAAGGAUCGCUGUCUCUGCCCACCAAACUUCACCGGGAAGUUCUGCCAGAUCCUCGCCGCCGCCGCCACCACCCCCGCUGUAGCUGCAGCUGCCUCGCCCUCCUCCACCAAUGAGAUCGUCAAGCCCGCGCUGCUCUCCGCCAUGGCAGCCAAUCAGGAGCUGACCCAGUCUGAGUUCCUCCUGCCGCUGGGACAGAACCAGGCGCCGGCGAGGUCUGGAGCUCACGGGCCCUCCAUGGUGAAGGUCAGAGUGCAGCACCCCCCCGAGGCCAGCGUGAAGAUCCACCAGGUGCUGAAGGUGUCUGGAUUCAGUCCCACCCUGCGGACGCUAUCCUCCUCGGGGUCGGCGGGCGCUCCGGCUCCAGCUCCGGCUCCGGCAGGUGUGGAGGUCCAGGCCCAGACGCAGAGGGGGGCCGGCACGUACAACCAGCAGUCCGGGUUCAAGUACUGCUUCAGAGAGGUGAAAGACGGACAGUGCAGCUCUCCUCUGCCUGGUCUGAGGAGCAGGGAAAUGUGCUGCCGAGGCAUCGGGAAGGCCUGGGGGAUCACUGACUGCGUCCUCUGUCCUGAUAACACAGGUCAGAGCAACAGUAGCUGUCCUGCUGGUUUCGAGCGAGCCAAUGAAACGCAGUGUGUCGAUGUGAAUGAGUGCCUCCAGCCGGGGCUGUGUGAGAACGGCAUCUGUGUGAACACCAGGGGGAGCUAUAGCUGUGUGUGUAGGGCGGGGUUCAUCCUCGACGCCUCACAUGGAAUCUGUAUCUCCCAGAGUGUGAUAUCGCAGGAGAAGGGUCAGUGUCACCGGGUUCUGAAAUCGGGUCAGGGUCCGUCCUCCUGCUCCCUGCCCAUCCUCAGGAACAUCACCAAGCAGAUCUGCUGCUGCAGCCGAGUCGGCAAAGCCUGGGGACCCGACUGCCAGAGAUGUCCCUACUUUGGUUCAGCGGCCUUUAAGGAGAUCUGUCCGGCCGGACCUGGUUACCACUACUCAGCUUCGGCCCUGCAGUUCAACCAGAGAGUCACUGAGCAGCUGGGGAGCCGAGGAGCUCUGCUGGUGACCCACGGCAACCAGGAUAACCAGGGUCCUGGUUCUGGGUCCAGUAGCAGCGGAGCCUCCAGGUCUCAGCAGAAUCCCUCGUCCUCUGGAGCGACAGCUGGCGGAGCGAGCACUUCACUGAGUUCUGCUUCAGGUGUUGGAUCCAGCGCUGGAUCGGCUGGUACCGGCAGUACGCACACCAGACCCAGUCCGCCCCAGCCCCAGCCCCAGCCCCAGCCCCAGCCACCGCCUCAACUUCAACCUCAGCCUCCACCCCGCCCGGCCGACCCCCCCUCCUCUAGGCCUGUUCUGCCUGGCAGCACCAGCACCACGGCCACCCAGGGCAAACCCCAGAUCCAGGAAAAUCGGCCUGACCCUGCUCCGUCGUUCACAACACAACCAAGGCCACAGCUUCCGUCCACCGCGAGUCAAGCGGGCGGUCAGUCCUCCUCUGCGUCCCGGCUGGAUCGGCCAGCAGCCAGAGGGGACUCUCUCCCCGCUCCGGCCCAGCCGCAGAGCCCCGAGGCUGGGUCGAGGCCCAGCGGGGAGCGCGGUCCUCUGCAGAACAGACCGGCCGUCAGCCCGACGACCCGACCCUCCCGGGUCCAGACAGUGCGAGGUGUGUGUGAGAGCAGACCAGGUGUGUGUGGGCGUGGCCGCUGCGUGGAUCAGCCAGGUGGAAAACACACCUGUGUGUGUGAUCAAGGAUACCAGCACAACUCUCAGCGCACGUACUGCCAAGACGUGAAUGAGUGUGUGCAGUCUCCAGGUGUGUGUUCGGCGGGAGAGUGCGUGAACACCGUGGGAAGCUACAGGUGCGCGUGUCCGUCCGGAUACCGGAGCAGCAGCCAGCUGACCGGCUGCCAAGACAUCGACGAGUGCCGGCAGAAUCCCUGCGGCAACGGUCGCUGUGACAACACGCCGGGCAGCUACAGGUGUGUCUGUCGCCUUGGUUACAGGCUCAGCGGCAACACCUGCACAGAUGUGGACGAGUGUGAGGACGCUCUGCAGUGUCCAGGUCAGGAGUGCGUCAACAGUCAGGGCUCGUACCGCUGCGUCUCCUGUCAGGCUGGAUACAGACUGCUCAACAGGCUCUGUACAGAUGUGGAUGAGUGUGCAGAGCCCGCUCAGUGUCCCGGUCAGAUGUGUGUGAACACUGUGGGAUCGUACCGCUGCGUGUCCUGUCGACCAGGAUACACACUCGCCAACAGACAGUGUGCAGAUGUAAACGAGUGUGAGGACAGCGAGUCCUGUCCUGGUCAGCGGUGUGUGAACACUGAAGGAUCUUACAGCUGUGUGGACUGUCAGCAGGGAUACCACAGUGUGAACGGACUGUGUGCAGAUGUGGAUGAGUGUGUGCAGGCCGCUCAGUGUCCCGGUCAGCAGUGUGUGAACACUGUGGGAUCGUACCGCUGUGUUUCCUGUCAGCCUGGAUACAGCGGCAAGGACGGCUCCUGCCAAGAUAUUGAUGAGUGUGCGAGCGUCGGGGCGUGCGAGGCAGAGCGAGUGUGUGUGAACACCAUCGGCUCCUUCAGAUGUGACUGUCGGCCCGGGUAUCGAACCGCCGGCCUGGGGAGACAGUGCAGAGACAUUAACGAGUGUUUGGAGGGAGACUUCUGUUUCCCCAGAGGAGAGUGUGUGAACUCACCAGGAUCCUACACAUGUGUGUGUUCUCAGGGAUUCACACUGAGUGACAACAGGACCGCCUGCCUCGAUGUGGACGAGUGUGUGAAGUCGGGUGUGUGUUUGGACGGUCGCUGUGUGAACACUGAAGGCUCCUUCCAGUGCCAGUGUCAAACCGGCUUCACCACCAACCCAGAGAAGACCGCCUGCCUCGAUGUUGACGAGUGCGUGUCGACCGGCGGGUCGGUUUGCGGGUCACGGCGGUGCGAGAAUACGAUUGGUUCGUACCGCUGCCUCACUACCUGCGAGCCGGGCUACCAGGUCACACAGACCGGCAACUGCGUAGAUGUUAACGAGUGUGCCAAUAAGACGGUGUGCGGCGAUCACGCCUUCUGUCAGAACCUGAUAGGAACUUACCUGUGCGUGUGUGACCAGGGCUUCACCUCCACCGCCGACGGAAAGGCCUGCGAAGAUGAGGACGAGUGUGUGUCUCUGCCUGGUGUGUGCGGUUCUGCUCGUUGUGAGAACGUGGAGGGAUCCUUCAUGUGUGAAUGUGACAGACGGGGACACGAGUUCGACACCAGCAGCAGGCGUUGUGUCAACACUGCACCACAAGCAGAGAUAGUCCCCGGCUUCCCCUCCUCUUCUUCCUCCUCCUCCUCCUCCUACCACGUCAGUGUGGUGGAGGUGGCUCCGGGGCUGCCCCCCCUCCCCGCGGCUCGUCCAGGUGAGCUGAGGGAGUGUUACUACAACCUGGCUGAUCGGGGAACCUGCAGCCUGCUGGCCACCAACACCAGCCAGCAGGAGUGCUGCUGCACGGUGGGGGAGGGCUGGGGGAUGGGCUGCCAGUACCACACCUGCCCCCCCACAGACACAGCCGAGUUUCUGUCUCUGUGUCCCAGUGGGAGAGGAUACGUUACCACUGGACCAGGAGCCUUCAGCUACAGAGAUGUGGACGAGUGUAAGCGUUUCCAUCCAGAGGUGUGCAAGAACGGCAUGUGUGCGAACAACAUCCCCGGAUACAGCUGCUUCUGCUCCAGCGGAUACAUUUACAACAGCACGCUGCUGGAGUGUGUCGAUCACGAUGAGUGUGAGGAGGAGAGCUGUGUCGGAGGAGUUUGCGUCAACACGGUGGGUUCAUAUUACUGCAGCUGUCAGCCUCCUCUGGUGCUCGACGACACACAACGCCACUGUGUCAACUCCUCCCACCUCACUGUGGAUGAGAACCUGUCUGUGUGCUGGCAGCACGUCACAGCCGGCCUGGUGUGCCAGAGUCCUCUGCUGGGAGCUCAGGUCACCUUCAUGGACUGCUGCUGUCUGUACGGGGAGGGCUGGGGGAUGGAGUGUGCCCUCUGUCCCUCCACCGACUCCGAGGACUAUGCCAGUCUGUGCAGUUCCUUUCUUCCUCCUCUGUUUCCGGAGAGUUUUCCGGACUCCACUGGACCAGAACCAGGACAGAGACCAGGAGCUGGACGAGGACGAGUCUCUCCUCCAUACUUUGCUCCCUACAGUCCGGACUCCUUCCCUCCAGCUGUGGUUCCCAGCAGAGACUACAGUGUUCCUGACUAUGACGAUUACUCCCCAGCAGGGGGCAGCAGGUCCGGCUUCAGAGGCAGGACGCCGUCCACCUUCAGCCUGCCGGACGGAGCCUAUCGCCGGCCUGAGUUUGGCACUGGUUACUACUCUGAAGGAGACUUCAGCCCCCCCGAUGGCUCCCCACCCAGGCCUCCGCCCUUCCGCCUCCCUCCGGACCCCCGGGGCGAGAGGGCGUUCGGGGCCCGGCCUCCUCCUCCGUCCCUGCCUGAGGGUGCUCCUCUCAGCCUGGCCCCGCUGCCCGGCGCUCCCUACCAGGAGCCGGAGGAGGAGGAGGAGGAGGAGGAGGAAGAGGAGGAGGCGUGGAGGCCGGGCCCGCCCUUCCCUCCCUUCACCGAGAGGAGCAGAGGAGGAGGAGGAGGAGCACCGAGGAGGGUGUAUGAGAGGCGUUAUGAGUCCUACGCCGGCCUGAGCGCAGCAGAGGAUUGUGGGAUACUGCACGGCUGUGAGAACGGCAGGUGCAUUCGCGUCGCCGAGGGUUACACCUGUGACUGUUACCAAGGAUACGAACUGGACAUGACCUCCAUGACAUGUAUUGAUAUAAACGAGUGUGAGGACGGCGUCAGCGUGGUGUUCCCGUGUGUGAACGCUCGCUGCGUGAACACUGACGGCUCGUUCCGCUGCGUCUGCAGGAGAGGAUACGUCAUGUCCCGCCGACCAAACCACUGUGUGGCUGCGUAGACCGGACCGGACCGGACUGGACUCGAUAGACAAGCGAGACUGGACUACACAACUGCAGACUAGGCUAGACUAGAUUAGACUGAACUGGCUUGGGCUUUACUAUAGAACCAGAUUUGACAAACUAGACUUGACCAGUCUAAAAUGUACUGGACUAAAAUACUGGGCUAAGGUUACACCAGAUCCCUCUAUAGGGUUUCUGCAAAGUUUCAACAAGUUCAAUUUAAAACCUUUUAAGACCUAUUCCACAUCCGUAAUGGCAAAAAAAGUACGAAGGAUAAGAUCGAAUUUCUUGCAAAGUAAAUUAAUUUAUUCACAUUCAACGAUGGCAGGCGUUUGCUGGCGGCUUUUUAAGGCGGCUUCGUGUUUCUCUGACUUCCCACGCGACUCUCAAUGAUGCGUCGGGCUUCGAAUUCGUUAUUUUCAAUAGGCUUCAACCAGGCACUAAAUGCUGUUCUCGAGCCAGAUCUCGCUGAACUUGCACUUGACCCGUAUUACAUGAAAGUAACGUUAAUUUACAACUUACUUUACUUUUAGAAGUACCUGAUUUUUUGAGACGCCACGUUAGCCCACGCACCACAUCGCCAACGAUAAAUGCUGCACGGUUUGCAUUACUGGUUACUGGUUCCAUGUUGGGUUUUAUUUUUAGUUGUUACCGCGUGAUCAAUACUAAUUUCCCCCAAAAAACACAUUUAAAAGCAAGACUGAAGUUAAUGCAACUUUAUAAAAGUAAACGUUAAUAAUCCCGUCAAUUUUUAAUACCUCUCAAAAUCUUAUUUAAGACAUUUUAAGGCCUAAAAUUCAGAUUAUUGGAUUUUUAGGCUUUUUAAGGAAGCACCAAAACCCUGCUCUAGAUUAAAUUUAACACCCUGUUUUAACUCCAUUCUCUCUCUGACGGUUGAUUUCUGUAUUUAUAUGUCGGGCGGUGAACAUGACAUUGUGUUGUAGUUUGGGGCGCGGGGUGUCCCAGGGAACAUCACAGAUUUUAACAGAUUUUUGGGAUCUAGCGGACAGGAUUACUGGGUUUUCUCUGGAAAAAGGAAAAUAACUUGUAACAAACACCAGGGAUUGGGACCAGGAUCAACUGAUAUUAUAAUAACUAGCUCAAAAUGAAAUUUAAUAUGCACAAUAACUGGAUUGUGCAUAUCAAAAGACGAUUAAACCGUUUUUGGACGUAUUUGUGAUACAAGCUUUUUUCACAUAGCGUUGGUUAGCGUUAUACUGUUAGUGAUCUGUCUCUUUAUAACAUUCAUCACGUGGUAGGAACCAUUGUGCUGUUGAGUUUGUAUUUCACUUGGAAAGUGGAAGCUAGCAGGCUAGGCUAACUAGCUAGUUAGCCUAGCCUGCUUACGUUAGCACUGAUUCCCACUAGACUUUACUUUUGGUUCAUAUUAUUUCAACUCCAGUUAGUCCUGUAUCCUCAGCAUGAAGUACGUUACCUGUUGACUCAAAUCAUGACACGAGGUAACGUACAAAAUCACAGAUAAUAACAGCUAACAACGUUUCCCCUCCCCAACGUCAAACCAAAGAUUCACACCAGCUGGUUCCUUAUAAGAAGUAACUAAGUAAUUUAACACUAAAUCCUUUUUUGAGUUAAUAAAUUAUAUGUACAGUCACUUUAUUACACCAUCAGUUGAUUCUGGUCCCAGUCUAUUGUGUUCAUUAUAACAGCAAUUCUUUGCUUUAAUUUUCCAUGUUGUGAUCACAGAAAGGUCUAUUAAAAGGUGUACAUUGAGUCCCAAAACAACGUACAAAGAUAAAAUCCACACUGUGUCUGCCCAGUCUAAACCAGUCUAGUCCUGUUUAGCCCAGUGGUUGAAACCAGGCUAACCAGAAGUAGACUCCAGGCUACCUCUGAUCAGCCUCGUAGUACAAACCAGGCCAGUCCUCCACUGGGAACCAAGCUGUGCCAAAGUUCAUCUGUGUGUUUUUGACUUCCUAGACUCACAGCCACGACUCUAUCUGGAUGUUUAUUGUAUUGAAAAGUGUGGUAGGUUAUUUUCAGCGGGAGAAAAGUGUUUUGAGACGUGUGAAGUUGUGCAGUAGAAGAAGAAACAGUCGUGUGUGUUUGUUUAUUAGGAAACUAACCAGACUUCGCUGGGUGACACCUGCAGAGAAGCACUGAGCUCAGAUCAGGUGCAAAACAACAACUUUACAUUUUAACUUGAUAGAAAACAGAGGGAACGACAUUAACGUCACCUUAUAGAUCUCAGUCUAACUGAAGGAGCUCAGGUGAGAUUACGUUUAUAAUCAUAAUAUCUACAGCAUAAAACAUAAACACAACUCCAAUCUGUUCAAUAAAGCAAAGAUUUGAAGGGCGUCAUCUGUAGACGUAAACAAAGAAGAAAAUAUUGUCUGACUUUAAAAAUGUUAAUGAAUGAAAUAUAUGAAGUAAAACAGUUAGAGUCAUGUUGGCUGCUUUGAUUACAAUCCCAUUCCACAUUUUACAGCUCUAGCCUAAAUACAGCAAUGAUAUCUGACAAUACAGCUAUUUACUGUCAAGUACUAGCCUUAUAGCUGUCCCAACGUACACAACAGAAAGCUUAUGCUAACGUGAAUAUUUUUAACGUUAGCUACCAAGCAGUAACUAGCUUUUUUGGUGUUGCUCAUGUAGAAACUACAGUUUGUUAUGAUGUUACUGAAAUUAAUUUCCAACACACCCCAUGUGCAUUAGUAAUUAGCCAUCCGCUAGCUAGAAACUAAUCGCUAAGGUUAGUGUACUCGCUAGCUGUUAGCUCACUAGCUAACAAAUAUGCUGGGUUAGCUCGUGCAUGGAUGUUUAAAAAAAAUCGAAGAAACAUUGUUCUACUUGCUCACUGGGCCGCAGCCACUGAAAUACUGAGGCAAUGAGUCCGAAAUCCCCAGUUGAUCCAUUUUAAUUGUUCAGUUAUAUAUUCUGGCAAUGUUUGUUCGCUAGUGAGCUGUUAGCUCACUGGCUAAUGAACAAGUUGGGAAGUGUUAGCGUGGGCGUGGAAAUUGAAGAGUUUAAGAAGCAUCGUUCUGCUGAAAAAUAAUUUGCUCACAGUUGCCAGGAUUUCUGAAAUACUGAAGCGAUGAGUCAAAAUGUACUCUAAUUGAGAUAUUUCGACUCGACUACAGAUGGAAACGUGGUUUUCUAAAACAUUUGGCUAAUUUGAGCAGCCAAACUUCUUUUUGUCAGUUUUAGUAAGAGUCAGUUGAAAGUUUGCUCUCUGCAGUUUGCAGUAUGUUCAUUUAUACACCCUGACGGAGUUUUAUAAUCAACACUGUGUGAAUAAUUCAUUAACAACACUACGAUUUAUCUUCACUAAACCAAACUCAGCAAUCAACAAUGAAUGUUUGGGAUCAGUCUGGUGAUAUUCUACGUUUUUCUUACUCAACAAAUCCCACGUGCAGACUCAAACCAGCAGUGGACGGAUCUGCUAACGCGUACUGUGUGCGUAUCACAGCCUCCACUGGUGUCCAGAAACUGUUAAAACUCAUCAGCGAGCCGCUCUGCUGCACUGGGCGACAUGCUCCUUCAUCACCAUGAACACACACACUGUAGUUUAUUCUGACUCAGUCCCACACACACCGUCCUGCUGCCCCAAACACUCACUACAGCACCACAUGUGGAUUCAUCCGCCGCUGGAAAUAGUCCCCAACAAACGCACCGUUUCCUCCUGUUUGAGCCGCAGACAGGAAGUCAGGAAGUACAGUACAUUGUUGGUUUGGAUCUGCACGUGGGGUUUGUUGACUAAGUCAACUUUUGAUUAAUACAUUUGGUUCCUUCAGUUGACUUUUAUAAAUACUAAAUGUGUUGAUGAAUUACUGACGUGUCUGUGCUUUUAUGUUUGUUGGCAGAUUCAAGCUUCUUUUCCAAAACAUAAAUUCAAACUUUAGUGCAGCUUUCUCUCCCGAAUGUACUGGAAGCUGCAUUCAGUCAUAUUGUGUAUAUAAUAAUUCACAUUCUCCCACAAUAAUCCUUAUUGUUACCAAAUGAAUGAAGCUGUUACAGCCUGUAAGAGAGUGUGUUUUUAUUAACUUUCUGACGUAGUUAACAUGCUGAAUCCAACGUGAUGAACUUUCCUCCUCAGCACCUAAUGUUUGCUCUAUAACAUGCACUGUAUCUGCCAGAGACCAGCCUUUUGUGCUCACACAGGAUAUUUUGUACAUUGUUUAAAUUUCAGUCUCUGGUACUUUUUAAAUUGUUCAUUUUUCUGGUUAAUGAUUCACUUUUUUUUUUUUUUUUUUAAAUCAUUGUUGUUUGUAUGACAAGAAAUGAAAAUAUAUUUGCACACACUUUUAUUGAAAGCUGUCUGUGUUGCCUUUU
Siniperca chuatsi (mandarin fish) is the source of this 11531-nucleotide messenger RNA. Its product is annotated as latent-transforming growth factor beta-binding protein 4. NCBI's taxonomy places the organism in Eukaryota, Metazoa, Chordata, Actinopteri, Centrarchiformes, Sinipercidae. Gene Ontology annotation, molecular function: calcium ion binding. The transcript has 38 exons. The record is from RefSeq and is a predicted model, not a curated record. The coding region runs from base 671 to 7243 and encodes 2190 amino acids.